Molecule: messenger RNA, 2214 nt
Organism: Diversispora eburnea
Lineage: Eukaryota; Fungi; Glomeromycota; Glomeromycetes; Diversisporales; Diversisporaceae
Source: the annotation of a GenBank genome assembly
AUGAACGAUCCGGGAAAUUAUUACUCUUCUAGAGGAGAAUCGUCGUUUGGAUUAGUAUUUCCUACUCCCGACAUUAACUCUUUUCAAGAAACAACAGAACUUUCGACUUCCGCUGGAGGACCAGUUAGACAUAACAGAACACGUAAUCACUCAAUAACGCCUUAUACUAGAGUUAUUGCAGACCCCGUUAGUAUAAGUUCUCAACAAAAUCAACAAAACAAAAAUAUUACACAAACUCAAUUGGUUCAAAGACAAGAAAGUGUUUCAGUAGAUUCAGGGUUAACUGAAGAAGAAAAAACCCUUUUAAAGAGAAAGUAUCUACCUUUAAGAAAGGUUCGAUUAUUCGAUAGACGGUAUAAAUGUCCUUCUUUACGACAAAUGGGCGAAAUCCCUCGUCCAAGAUCUAAUCACAUUUCAGCAAGAGAAGAAGACCUUCGUUACCCAUGGGAAAGGGAUGAAGAUGGAAUGUAUGAUUAUGAUGAUAAUAAUCGGAAGGAAAAAAAAUGGUUAUUGAAUAUACCACCAGAUUGGUAUAAACCAUUUAAAGAAAAAGGAAAAGAAACCUUAAAGCAUCCAUCAUCAUCAUCAUUAUUGCCACCUCCACCACCACGACCUCUUAAAAAGUUUAAAACAAAUCUCGUUCCUGAAUCACAUUGUACUUCGCAGCCUUUUUUCACGAAUACAAUUCCAUCAACAGUUCCAUCAUUAGUUCCAAAAUCGGUUCCAUCAUUAGUUCCAUCAUUAGUUCCAACGUCGGUUCCAUUAUUAGCUCCAUCAUUAGUUCCUACGUCGGUUCCAUCAUUAGUUCCAACGUCGGUUCCAACAUUUGUUCCAACAUCGGUUCCAACAUCGUUUACAUCAUUUGUUCCAUCAUCGGUUCCAUCAUUAGUUGCAACAAAUGUUGGAAUAAAUGCUAAAGCAAAUGAUGUAACUAAUAAAACCAAUGUUGGAAUUAAUGGUUCAACAUCGGUUCCAACACUUUUUUCAACAUCAUUUCCAACAUCAAUUCCAACACCGGUUCCAACAUCGGUUCCAACAUCGGUUCCAACAUCAGUUCCAACAUCUUUUCAAACAUCGUUUCCAAAAUCAUUUUUCAGCGUUGAGCAGAAUACUUCAAUUACUUUUAAUUCAACAUCAAUACCAACUACUAUCAAAGCAAUCGGUGAUCAAAUGAAAACUUCACCUUCUUUCUUUACCAAUACUACAAAGCCUUCUCCUUUUUUCCUUGGCAGCACAUCUACUAGCACAUCUACUAGCAUUUCUAGCAUUUCCAAGAUUAAUCCCCCCAAAUCUGUUGAUACCGAGGGCAAAAAAGAUGAGUCAUCUACAACUUUAACUUUAGAACUUCCUAAAUUACAGGAGGUGGAAGCCAAGGAAGUAGAAUCAAAGGAGGGAAAAGAAGAGAAAAAUGAAGAAAACAAAGAGAAGGAGGAAAAAGAGGAAAACAAGGAAAAAGAGGAAAACAAGGAAAAAGAGGAAAACAAGGAAAAGGAGGAAAACAAGGAAAAAGAGGAAAAGAAGGAAAAAGAGAAAAAUGAAGAAGCGGCUAAAUCAGAAUCAAAAAAUGAACAGAUUUUAUUUGAACCAAAGAAGAAUGAAAUUAUAUCACUUGAAAAACCACCUGAAAAAUUACCUGCACUAAAAAUAAAUAUUGGUGUUAGUAGUUCUAGUCCAGUACCUCCUUCAAUGAGUCCACCAUCCGACUGUCUUAUGGAUAUAGAUAAUAAUGCUCAAGAUUCUAUUCCAUCUUUUAAUACACCAAUCUUUGGUCAAAGUUUCCAAGAUAAUCUUGGGAAAACUUCUACCCCGAUUUUUAGUAAUUCUGCUACACCUAUAUUUAAUAUGGGAGCGAUAAAUACAACAAGUUCAACAAAUGCAACAACGGAAUUAUCAUCAUCAAUUUAUAAUAAAUCUCGAACAUCAACAACGAAUACAGGUAUUCGUAAUAGUAGUACUAGUAAACAAAAAGGUAAACGUAGUUUCGAAUCAAGUAGUUUUGAAGGAGGACGUAAAAUGUUAAGAUUACCUAGGACACCUUCACAACUUUCAGAUAUACAAACUGGUGGUGUUGGGGAUGGACAAGAUAAUCGAAUGUUGAUGACUCGUGAAGGUUCUUUCACUUUUGAAAUGAAAAGAGAGGAAUCUACUAUUUCUUUACCAUCGUUAUCGACCACCGGACAAAUGUUCAAAUUUGAUAAUAUGAAUCCAUUUCAA